Molecule: messenger RNA, 4123 nt
Organism: Chroicocephalus ridibundus (black-headed gull)
Lineage: Eukaryota; Metazoa; Chordata; Aves; Charadriiformes; Laridae
Gene: GPR132
Product: G protein-coupled receptor 132
Exons: 2
Coding region: 90-1184 (364 amino acids)
Biological process (GO): G1/S transition of mitotic cell cycle; negative regulation of G2/M transition of mitotic cell cycle; G protein-coupled receptor signaling pathway
Cellular component (GO): membrane
Molecular function (GO): G protein-coupled receptor activity
Source: RefSeq, a predicted model, not a curated record
CUGUCAGUACCGCACGAGUUGGAGCACUUCACCGUCUCCUUUGCAAAAGCCAGAGGAAAAAAGAAGAAACAGCAGCUGGAAAAAGAAUAAUGGAAAAUUUUACAGACACAAAUGAUAGCUCCGCUUGCAAAGAAAUUCCCUACAACGACAGCAAGACACUUCUGGUUGCUGUUUACAGCAUUGUUUUUGCCAUAGGCCUUCCAGCAAAUUGCUUAACUUCCCUGCUUACAUUUGUACAAAUCCAAAGGAAUAAAGUAAUUGCCAUCUACAUUUUCAGUUUAUCAUUGUGUGAGCUGAUGUAUUUAAGUACUUUGCCUCUCUGGAUUAUCUAUGUGCAAAAUGAGCACCAGUGGAAAAUGGGUCCACGUGCUUGCAAAAUAACAGGAUUCAUCUUUUUCUGCAACAUAUACAUCAGCAUUCUGCUUUUGUGCUGCAUUUCUGUGGAUCGUUACGUGGCACUGGUGUAUGCUCUGGAAUCAAGGGGAAGAAGAGGACAGAAAAUGGCAAUCAUAAUAGUGUGUUUUCUCUUUGCUGUGGUUGCAAUAAUCCACGCUCCAGUAUUUUACAUGGCAGAUGGACAGAAUGAGACGACAUGCUUUGAGACUUUGCCCCUUGACAUAAAAUUAGCUUCUUUCGGCUUUGCUAGGUUCCUGUUCGGAUUUGCCAUACCUUUCACAAUCCUCAUUUUCACAAACUACAAAAUUUUCCAAAGCACAAAGACAAGCAGCAGCUUGACUGGUCGCCAAAAAGCCAAAGUGAAAUAUCUGGCUAUCGCCAUUAUUGUCAUUUUCCUGAUGUGCUUUGCUCCCUACCAUGUGGUACUCUUAAUAAGAUCCAUAUACUUUAUAUUUCAUCAAAAUUGCUCAUGUCCAUUUGAAAAAGAUGUAUAUUCAGUUUUUACAGUGUUUCUGUGUUUAGCCACUGCAAACAGCGUUGCCGAUCCAAUCAUCUACGUGCUGGUUAGUGAAAAUGUCAGAAAAGAUUUUUCUAGAACUCUGAGAAGAUGGAGAUUGAACUCAUCCAGGCUGAAUUCAUCCAUUAAUCACAAGACUGACAGCAUAAAAUUGAAAAUGUCAAAAGAAUCACACGAAAGAGGGCUAAGAGAAGACAGCAAAGAAAUACCAGAUUCAUGUGACAUUCAAAAGACCUGUAGUAGUGGCAAAGACCAAGAAGGUGGCAGCUAGCAGCUAGCUGCUGACAGAAAUAAGAAGCUCACAACACAGCUGCAGGCUGCAGACUGCAGCACACAAGUAUUUACAUGCUGACAUCCGUAGGAAGUUUUGCCACAGUGCAUGGGCCAGCAACUCCCUGAGGAUGCUACGGGAACGAUACUUCUUAUUUCUGUUUGUCUCCUACAACAAAGUUUGCCCACCAAUAUAAUGGGUGAAAAUAUUGCUUUGCUAAGGACGUGCGGAAUAAACUAAGUAAUUUACUUUGACUCAAAUUGAAAUCUUAAAUGCUUAGUUUUUGGACUAGCUCUUUUCCUCAUACGAAUUCAGAACCAGUUUUAUCUUCUGAGCUGGACAAAAAAAAAGUGCCGGCUGAGGAGAACAAUGUAGAGCCUAUUCUUAUGGUUGAAAUUUUUAGUUCUUGAGAGGGCACAUGUUCAGGUUCUCAUACACAUACUCUGUUGUUAAUGUUUGUGGUUAACCAGUGGAAAAUAUUAAAAACGAGGAAGUCUUUCAACAAGAGCCUUGAAAAUGUUCCUUCAGUAUGCAGCUUUAUCUACCUUGCACAUUCUGGGGAGAAUUAGAGGGUACAACAGUGGCCUGAUAACACAGACCAACAGUACUUCCACUGUAUUAGUCAAGAUCCUGCACCGUCCUGAAAUUCUUAAAAUGUACAAUUCUAAUGCCUGAUAUUUUACAAUUAAUAGAUUUUACUUGUUUUGCAGUUAAAUCUGGAGUGCACUGAUGUAUAUAGAAAAUCUCUACCUAUCUGAGGGGUGUCACGGACUGGUUUUACACCAUCUCCAAAUGUUUGUUGAACUUGUAUUCCAUUUCUGGUUAAGCUAACACUUCCCUUUUGGUACAGAUCCACCUUUUAGCGCGUAGGAGUCUGUACAAGUCUUAAGUUUCUUACCAACAAGGAAGGGCUGGCAGCGUGGAGAACACAGUCCCUUCUCCCCAUAGAUAGAGGAGAACACAGUCCCUUCUCCCCAUAAGAUGGAGGAGGACACAGUCCCUUCUCCCCAUAGAUGGGAACUCCCUCGGACACACUGGUGCUGCACACAUGGAACUAUGCUGGGGCCCAUUUCAUUGUUGAUGCUGCUACUUUUGCUAUGAAUAAAUUAUUGAUGGUAGUUUCCUGUGCCUUCAAACCAGAAGUUCAAAAAUAUGAAUGAUACAAAUACGGCGAGAUUUAUCUAAGCAGCUUCUUCCUAUUUUCAUGUGAUCAAAGUAAAACAGACAAAGAUCGUGACCGUUUAUUUGAGUACGAGUUUGUAAAGUGUUUCACAGCGUCGUUCUGCUUCAUCUGUAAUGUAUUUCUGUGAUAUUUUUAAAUUGUCAUUACUGUUGACAUUUCUGAAUUGAACCAACAUUAGCCAAUGUUAAUGUAAAUACAAUACUUGUUUGGGUUUUUUAAAAUUGUAAUAGGUAUUUCUGCAUAUUAUGCUUUAUUCUUACACCCUUUUGCAAGGAAGCAUUGUGCCAAAAUGGCAUUUCCUCAAGUUAUUUUAUUUAUGACAUAUUUAAUUUUUGUAUUACUUAAUGACUCCCCUGGCAUCUACCCAGGAAAGGUAUCCUCAAAAGUCAUUCACAUAAUACUGAAUCGAAUAGGAGAUUGUUUCUUGGAAAAAUGCGAAAUUCUGUUGUGAUGCUAAUUAACAAACUGUGGUUUUGUAUUUUCGUAUGUAUACCAGAGACCAAACUCUCUAAGGUAUCAAGGGCAGAUCUGCAAAGUGCCGAAUAUCUGUAACUUUGCUGAAAAUCAAACUUUCCAUUACUACAAAAAUCAUCAGCAGGCAGUGCUCGUAACAGCCCAGUCAGCCACAGCAUUGGUGAUUAAUCUCUGAAGACGUAUAUGCAAAACUGCCCCAACCUCAGGAUUUUCAUAGUCUAAAUGUAAAACUCUGACAAAUAGCAGUGAAUUUAGAAGAAACCAAAGAUACAGACUUCUCAACUGUUUGAAAUGGAUGCAAAUUAGAUAUUCAACUCAGUGAAUUUUGAAUUCUCUCUGAUAUUUUUCCUCUGAUAAAACAUGAGUGUCUUUAGAGCAACCAAUAUACGACCCCAGCACAGUAGGUGUAGGGGAUAGGGAUUAGCAGGGUCUGAUGCAACAUUUGUAAUUCUUUUGCCUUGCCUAAUUUACAUGCUGCUCUAAAUUACUACUACUACAUUAUGCAUCCUCUUAAUGAAAAUCCUUGGAGCUUCUUUGCUCAGAUGCACUCUCAAAUAAAAUCCUUAGGGGUGACAAGGUCCUGUACAUCUUGAUCCAACUUUGAAGAUGACCUAGAUGAUUUCCAGAGGCACUUUCCAAACUGAAAUAUUCCAUGACAGGGAUUAGGGGCCAGGUACCAACCAACAUAUCCACAUGGAAAAACUGCAAAUCCUGAUUUCUUUGGAUAAAUGGAAAAGCAGCUUUAAGUCUGAGUGAGGACAUCAAGAAAUGCUAUUUCCACAUUGUUAAACUAUCCCAUCUGAUAAGUGGACGGUUUCUCAUCUGAUAAACUGAAGCAUGUGAUCCGUUUUGUCAUGCCGUAUCUGACUGUGCCAUACAGGCAAAGCAAGGGUCUCAACACUGGGACACUUGCUUGAGACACAGCAAAGGACACUACUCGGGUCGGAGCAGCUCUGAAGGGUGGAUUGACUGUGUGGGUCUUUCCAUCCUUUCCUCCUGCGGGGACAGUACCGGUGAGCCUGCAGGGACUGCUUCGUGCUGUGAAGAAAGGUUCGCCCACACCAGAUCUGCAGCUCUCAGCCCAGCUAUUUGGAUCUGUUCCACGGCUUCCUCAACUCAGCUUCAGCUGUAAGUUGACCUGGAGAGAGCACAGAACCAAACCUAGGCCCUGCUUCUCUAUCUGGUUUUUAAACGGCCAGGUCUCCACAUGUAUGGCUCAGAGCGGGUAAGUCGCUCACCGAUGCACUGGGGGUGAGAUUCAAAAAUUUCACUGUCUUUUGUA